Linepithema humile (Argentine ant) is the source of this 1368-nucleotide messenger RNA. Its product is annotated as odorant receptor 10-like. Gene Ontology annotation, cellular component: plasma membrane. Lineage: Eukaryota; Metazoa; Arthropoda; Insecta; Hymenoptera; Formicidae. The record is from RefSeq and is a predicted model, not a curated record. Gene Ontology annotation, biological process: sensory perception of smell; detection of chemical stimulus involved in sensory perception of smell. Gene Ontology annotation, molecular function: olfactory receptor activity; odorant binding.
UUCGCGGAAACCUCUCUAAAUGCAGACCUGCGCAAUUGCUACACUGACUUUUCCGCUUGCCACUCCAUGAAAAGACACGGUAGCAAAAAUAUUCAGUAUCUCACGCGCUAUCACAGAACGAUCACAUGAUAUCACCAUCUAAUAAGCCAAUGUCGGCUUUACAUCAUCGUAAUGAGUACCACGAAUACAGUCUUCAGCUGAAUCGCUGGUUCUUGAGACCGAUCGGCGUCUGGCCGCAAUUACAUUCUAACACUACUGCCGAGAGACUUUUGUCGAAGAUUAUUCAGAUAACAUGCUAUACUCUCAUAGCUUUUACAGUCUUUCCUUGCAUGCUAUACUUCUAUUUCGAGGAACAAGAUCUCGAUAUUAAAAUGGAUUCGGUGGGUCCCGUAAGUCACUGGAUUAUGAGCGGAAUGAAUUAUUCCUCUCUGCUGUGGCGGAACAAAGACAUACGUCGUUGCAUCGAACAUAUAAAGAGCGAUUGGUGCAUGGUGAGCAAAGUCGAGGAUCGCGAGUUGAUGCUAAAAUAUGCCAAGUUCGGCCGAUUUGUAGCAGGAUUCUGCGCCAUGUUUAUGCAUUGCGGUGUGUUCUCGUACAGUGUCGUGUACAGUCUGUCGCCGAUAACCAUUGUGAUUGGCAACCAAAGCGUUUCGAUGCGACGAUUACCUUGCCCGUUUUACAGCAAGCUUUUGGAUACUAACCACGAUCCGGCGAAUCACAUUGUACUGGCCACACAAUUUCUGUCCGGUUUUAUAGCUAAUUCUAUCACGGUCGGUGCGUGCAGUCUCGCUGCGGUUUUCGCGACGCACGCGUGUGGACAAUUCGCCGUGCUCUAUUCACACUUGAAUAAAUUGGUCGAAAAGGAAGAAAAGCUGUCUGCCGAACAUAAGCUGGCUAAUAUAGUCGAACAUCACCUACGUGUUUUAAAUUUUCUAUCAUGCUUUGAAAAAAUUAUGAAUCAAAUUUGCAUGGUGGAAUUAAUCGGAUGCACAUUAAAUUUGUGUUUACUUGGCUUCUGUUCCAUUAAGGAGUGGAAAGCGAGAAACACGAAGACUUUAACAACAUAUGGUAUUUUGUUUGUAUCCUUAUCUUUUAAUAUUUUCAUAUUUUGUUACAUCGGUGAAUUAAUUACUGAACAGUGUAAAAAAGUCGGAGAAGCGGCUUAUUUUACUGAUUGGUAUCAUUUACCUCAUAAAACUGCUCUGGGCAUGGUGUUAAUAAUAUCAAGAUCCAGUGCGGCAAUAAAAAUUACUGCUGGUAAAUUGGUUCAACUCUCUUUAGUGACAUUUGGUGAUGUGAUUAAAACAUCUGCAGCAUAUCUCAAUAUACUUCGUACGUUAACUAUGUAACAUAAAAUAGACAUGAAUU